Amaranthus tricolor (Joseph's coat) is the source of this 3072-nucleotide messenger RNA. RefSeq names its product beta-galactosidase 9. Gene Ontology annotation, biological process: carbohydrate metabolic process. The transcript has 19 exons. Bases 150 to 2834 code for a protein of 894 amino acids. Lineage: Eukaryota; Viridiplantae; Streptophyta; Magnoliopsida; Caryophyllales; Amaranthaceae. Gene Ontology annotation, cellular component: cell wall; vacuole. Gene Ontology annotation, molecular function: beta-galactosidase activity; carbohydrate binding. The record is from RefSeq and is a predicted model, not a curated record.
CUAAAUGGUGGUGAAGGAAGAGUACUGAGACAUGAGUUGAUACACCCCAAGUUCUCUCUUAAGGUUGACAACUUGACAUCCAGCAAACUCUUACAUUCCCCAUUGUGCAUUAUCACUCACUUCCCAAUCCAAAUCCAAAACUUUUAAAAAUGUCAAUCACAUUAAUGAGAACUCCAAUUUCACAGAGAUGGUGCUUCCUCUUCGUGCUCCUUUCAAUGGUGGAAUUCUCUAUCGGAAAACUCUUCUUCCAUCCAUUUAACGUUACAUAUGAUCACCGAUCACUUAUCAUCAAUGGUCGCCGUCGCAUGCUCAUUUCCGCUGGUAUUCACUACCCUCGCGCUACUCCCGAGAUGUGGCCUGCUUUGAUUGCUAAGGCAAAGGAAGGAGGUGCAGAAGUGAUUGAAACUUACACUUUUUGGAAUGGACACGAGCCUAUAAAAGGAGAGUAUAAUUUUGAGGGGAGAUAUGACCUUGUCAAGUUCGCAAAGCUGGUUGGAUCAAGUGGUCUAUAUUUCUUCCUUAGGAUAGGACCCUACGUUUGUGCAGAAUGGAAUUUUGGUGGCUUUCCUGUGUGGCUGAGAGAUAUUCCUGGCAUUGAAUUUCGAACUAAUAAUGCACCUUUUAAGGAGGAAAUGCAGCGGUUUGUGACAAAGAUUGUUAAAUUGAUGCGAGAUGAGAUGCUCUUUUCUUGGCAAGGAGGGCCAAUAAUAAUGUUGCAGAUUGAGAAUGAAUAUGGAGAUGUUGAAAGCUCUUAUGGUAAAAAAGGACGAGAGUAUGUCAAGUGGGCUGCUAAUAUGGCGGUAAGGCUUGGUGCUGGUGUCCCAUGGGUUAUGUGCAAACAAAAUGACGCUCCUGAUUUCAUUAUUAAUACUUGCAAUGGCUACUAUUGCGAUGGCUUCAAGCCAAACUCCAACAAGAAGCCUAUAUUUUGGACUGAAGAUUGGGAUGGAUGGUACACUACUUGGGGUGGAAGAUUACCUCAUCGACCAGUUGAAGAUCUUGCUUUUGCAGUUGCUCGCUUUUUUCAAAGAGGUGGUAGUUUUCAAAAUUAUUACAUGUAUUUUGGUGGAACAAACUUUGGGAGGACAGCUGGGGGUCCAUUCUAUAUUACAAGUUAUGAUUAUGAUGCUCCUAUAGAUGAAUAUGGUCUUUUAAGCGAACCUAAGUGGGGUCAUUUGAAGGAUCUGCAUGCAGCAAUUAAGCUUUGCGAAGAUUCUCUUGUUGCAGUCGACUCUCCUCAUUAUGUCAAGCUAGGACCAAUGCAAGAAGCUCAUGUUUAUCACAAACAAGGAAAUGGAAGGUCAAGUUUUAGUGAGUCUGGAGAUGGCAGUAGGUGCUCAGCAUUUUUGGCUAAUAUUGAUCAACAUAAUGUAGCUUUAGUGCAUUUUCGGGGUCAGACGUACAAGUUACCUCCUUGGUCUGUCAGUAUAUUACCAGACUGUCAGAAGGUUGCCUACAACACUGCUAAGGUUGGGGCUCAGACAUCAAUAAAAAGGCUAGAUGAUGAUACACCUCAUCUUUCAAACACACCUGUAGUACAGCAGCUGUCGCGUCAGGAAAAGGCCUCACUUGUUUCGGAAAGCUGGAUGACAUUAGAUGAGCCAGUUGGAUUAUGGAGUGCUAAUAAUUUUACUGCACAAGGUAUCUUAGAACACUUAAAUGUGACCAAGGACUCCUCUGAUUAUCUUUGGUACUUCACCAGAAUAAAUAUAUCGGAUGAAGACGUGUCAUUUUGGAAGGAUAACAGAACCCAUCCAGCGCUUACAAUUGAUAGCAUGCGUGAUGUGGUGUAUAUAUUUGUUAAUGGAAAACUUGCAGGAAGUAAAGUUGGGCAUUGGGUACGGGUUGUACAGCCUAUCAAUUUGCUGGAAGGAUAUAAUGAUGUGGCAUUGCUGUCUCUGACAGUGGGUUUACAGAAUUAUGGUGCCAACUUGGAGAAAGACGGUGGUGGUUUCAGGGGCCAAAUCAAGCUUACAGGACUGAAGAAUGGAGACAUGGAUCUAUCAAAAUUAUCCUGGACUUACCAGGUUGGACUGAAAGGUGAAAUGCAGGAAAUAUACACAUUAGAUGGACAUGAGAAGGCAGCGUGGGUUGAUUUGACGACUAAUGGAACUAAAAUCCCCUUAAGCUGGUAUAAGACCUACUUUAAUGCACCUGAUGGACUGGAUCCAGUUGCUCUUGAUUUAAGAAGUAUGGGUAAAGGCCUGGCUUGGGUUAAUGGCCAUCAUAUUGGAAGAUACUGGACUUUGCUCUCUCCACAAGAUGGAUGUAAACAGUCUUGCGAUUAUCGAGGAACAUAUGAUUCAAGCAAGUGCACAACCAACUGUGGGAAUCCUACUCAAGUGAGAUACCAUGUACCCCGUUCAUGGCUGCAGGAAUCAGAUAACUUACUGGUUGUCUUUGAAGAGACAGGUGGAAACCCAUUUGAGAUCUCAUUGACAACACAUUAUGCACAAAACAUCUGUGCUCAAAUAUCAGAAUCCCACUAUCCGCCACUUUCGAGAUGGUUGAAUCAUGGCUCUGUAGAUGGACAGGUCUCUAUCAAUGACACAACACCUGAAAUGCAUCUGCAUUGUGAAGACGGAUAUAUAAUUUCUGUGGUAUUUGCCAGCUAUGGGACUCCAAUAGGUAUCUGUCAAAAGUAUUCCAAAGGCAGCUGUCAUGCACCAAAGUCUUCCAAGGUGAUUUCUAGGCUCUGCGAAGGAAGACAAACUUGCUCCAUUAGAGUUUCAAAUGCUGAUCUCGGUGGUGAUCCGUGUCGAGGGGUUGUUAAGACCCUCGCUGUUGAGGCAAAAUGUGUAUCAUCACGUGUGGCAGGGUUUUCAUCUUUCUAGAUUUUCUAAAUCUGCUUGUUCUAACCUGCGAAUUUGUGUAUAUUACUCCUGUACAUAAUUUCUGUAUACAACGAGAAGGCACCAUCUUAUGUAUUUCCGGGCACAAGUCAAUAAUAUGGUGCAUACAGCACUUCUGGUCUGCGUGUCCUUUAAGAAGGUUUGCCUGUGUUGUAUUUGUAAUGAUUUCAGUUGCGUUCACAGUUAAUUUUAUGGAAUAAUAAAACUAGUAUUUGCUCAA